AUGACACGUAUCCUGUACACCCCGAAUCACGGGGGUGAUAACCGCCUACUCUACAGCAUCAGCCAGGGCAGCAAGAGCAACAGCAUCCCAAGCCUGGACACCUGCUAUAACAUCAACACCUCAUCGCCCACCACAACCACCACCAGCAACAACAACAGCAAAGGCGUCCUCAACCACAAUCACCUAUACCAUCACCACUACUUGCAGAACCAACAGCACCACUUCAGCAGCAGCUCCAGCAACAUCAUGUCGCUGCGGGAUACGCCAGGACGCGGUGGAGCCCCCGUGUCCAGGAGUCACUCAUUCGGCGGCGUCUCCAUUGCAUCCAACAUGUCCUCGACCUCGACGACCCCUUCGGUCUUAGGCGAGACCAUCAAGAGGAGUGCUCGGAUCUACACUAAACCGCAGAGCGGGUCCCGAUCGUUCAGGAAGUCGCCAAAGAUUCCCAAAGUCCCGCGACCCAGCAAGGCGCUGAUGGUGUUUGAUUGCGUCAAAAGGGGGAUUGGGGAGUUUAUCCAAGCCACCCAUGAGGAUAUUGCACAGCUGAUGGCAAGUGAGAGCGCCACAUCCACCGCUCAGGGAAGGUUACAUGAAACAGAUAAGCAAAUCAAAGCAGCAGAGAGGUACUUGAAGAGGUUGGAGUUUCAUCUGGCAAAAAUUGAUGAGCUCCAUGACUGCUACCUGUUGAACCAACAGCUGAGAGAAGGUGCCAGAAACAUGGCUAGAGCCUACAGUGCCACCAGCUCCCAGAGUCGCAAAGAUUCCCUUGCUAAUGUCAAGUACGGGUACAAGGAAUGCUCACAGACAAUGUGUGCUAUUGAAGCUCAACUAGAAAAUAUGCUGGGCACUUUCAGCUGUAGAUUGAAAGGAAUGGCUGGCUUUGCCCGGCUGGUUCCUGGCGACGUGUUUGAAGUGGUCAUCAAACACGGAGGUCAGAAGUGGAAGACCAAGGGAAGGAUUGAGAAAAAUAACACACAGCGCUGGGACUCACCCGAGUACACCUUCAAAUGUUUGGUUGGAGAGACACUUAAUAUUAAGGCAUCGGAGGUCCGAGCCUUCAAGUCAGUCCAGCUCGGUCAGAAGAACUGUGAGGUCUGCCAGCCUUCCACCCACGACACCAGCAGCCAGGGUCUGUUUUCUGCAUUCCCGCAGCUGAUGACAGUCAGCAUCAACGUCCAUGGCUCCCUCAAACUCAGCAUCAUCAUCACCUGGAACCCCUUGGAUGGAAUGGAUGAAGCUGUCACGUACUUCGAGCCACCUGCACGUCCUUCGGGAUCAGCUUCCAGACGGAGGCCAAUGUCAAUGAUUGCUACUAAUGGCAGCUUGUUUGGCAGUAACUCAGAUUUGUCGUCAGGAUCAGAGCGGAAAUUCCCUAGUCCUAUGCAAAGUUUAAAACAGAGGGAUGACAGUGGCAUCUACGGCUCAGCCACGUCGCUGCCAAGCCACACAACUCAGGACUCUCGUCAGUCUCACAGCCUCUCGGCCUCUCCCAUCAUGCACGGGCAUCGAGACCCAUCCUGGACACCAGACCUCCACUCUAACCGCCUGCGGCCGCACAGUCCUGAAGGUGUGGCAAGUUCUUCCUCCUCAUCUUCAUCAGUGUUCACAUCUUCCUCCCUGUCUGGGCCCGUACCUGAGGUCACACAGUCUAUGGUGCCAGGUGUGGUAGUUCAGGCGGAGAUGGUGUCACAUGAUGCUACAGUCAGCGUAGAGGAGGCCUUGGGCAGCCUGACGACAACACUAGAGGACUUUCUUGGCCACUACCCCGAGCUGCAGAAGCUGGAGGAGAUGGUGCAGGUCAUUGAGUCGCUUGUUCGGAAAAAAUCAGCUAGAGGUUCAAGGUCAUCCAGCAUGAGUGUGUCAAUAGAAGGAGCCAUAGAAGAGGCUUUUGACUUUCUGAACACAGAAGAUGGGCUAGAUGAUCUCGAUGAGGAGGAUGAGAAUGAAGAGGAGGAGAAUCUAGAUAGCAGCAAAAUGACGCCACAGGUAUCAAACAUAGAUAAGUUUAUUAUGAGCCCAGAGUCAACAGCUAAGACCUCUGACUCUGGCAUUGAGUCUCUGGCCAAGAGACUCCAGGAAGACACACAUUUGGGCUCCAGUGUUGGAUCCAGCCCAGUGCCGCCAUCAAGUGGCAACGAACAAGUGGACCAAGCUCUUGUUUUCCAUCUGACCUACUGUGAUAAAUUAUUAGAGAACCUGGGCAACUACGGGCCCUUGAAAUGUCGAGAAUUCUAUGCACUGGAUCACCUACAGAAGCAAGCUCAAGUCCUGGAGAAGCUGGUGGAGAUUGCCAAGGCUGGCACAGAGGUGGACUUGCAUGCAGUGUUGGCAGCAGAGACCCCAGACAAAGCUUUGCGGGAACUGUGGAUGCUGUGUGUAGACCAGACCCCAUUGUAUGUCCAUCCGGAGAAAAUCAUUCAUGUCAUGGAACAGAAGUUUGGGGCAAACCUCAGCGAGCAUCAUGGAGUUAAAUCUAGCAGAGUGUUCUGCCAGCUGAUGGCUCGUGUGCUGGAUGUUCCGUCAUACAUCCCUGAGCUAGGCCACACCUCCAUCGUCACACUGCAUCAGUUCAUGCUGUACUUCCAGGAUGGGAGCGGGCUGACAAAGCUGGACCGCAUGGCAGAAGAAUUGUGCCUCUUGGACCGCCUGAAUGCCAACUCUAGUGACAUUGUCAUUAAGGCUAUUCUAACUUUACGAGAGGACCUGCCACCUCCUGCCUGCCUGAAGAUGCUGACCAAACUCUUGGUCGGCAACACGCGAGAGACCCAGCAGUCGGCCACAUCUUAUCUCAAGAUCAUCAGCAGGGACAAAGCUCAAAGGGACAAGGCCAUGGUGGUUCUAGUGGAAGGACUAGAGGAUCACAUUGCAGAAGUCCGGGCUGGAUGCUGUGUUGCUCUCACAAUUAUUGAGGCAGAGGAGAGCAUUGAACAGCUGGUCCACGUAUGUCAGUCAGACAGCUCAUCAACUGUACGCAGAAAGGCUAAAGAAGCAUUAUAUUCAUUUGGUGAGGUUGGAAGACAAGCUUUUGAGGAAGCCCAGCUGAGUUCGCAAGGUUUUCAGGGACUUCAAGUGCGCAAACUGUAG
Messenger RNA from Candidula unifasciata, 3084 nucleotides. Lineage: Eukaryota; Metazoa; Mollusca; Gastropoda; Stylommatophora; Geomitridae. The record is from the annotation of a GenBank genome assembly.